GAUGCCGGUGGAGCCCCGGGCACACCCCACGAGCCAGCAUGCCGCCACGUGGGUCGCCAGCGAGGCCCGCCCCGCGAGCUUCCACUCCAGCUACAUGAUCGCCACCCCGAGCGGCUCGGCCUCUGGCUUUGCCAGCCUCAACCAGAGCGGCGGUGGCGGCCAGAACCCGUACAUCCACGUAGCUCCACUGAAUGCUUCUGUGCCACCUGGCAGGAGUGAGUACCAUCAAGGUCCGAUGAACAAGAUAUGCGACACGUUGAACCGGUGUGGGAAGAAGUUCAAAGAUGCUUCGCGAAAAGCAGAGGCGCUCGCGGACAAUGUCUGGCAUCACCUUAGAACCAGCCCUAACAUCACAGAUGCAGCGAUGGCUCGACUUGCUCAGGGGACAAAAGUGCUCACCGAGGGGGGACAGGAUAAGGUAUUUCAACAUACGUUUGAGAUUCAGCCAGGAGAGAAGCUCCUGAAGGCAUAUGCUUGCUAUAUAUCCAUUUCCACUGGGCCUGUCAUUGGGACAUUGUAUUUGUCAAACAAGAGAUUGGCCUUCUGUAGUGAUAACCCUCUUUGCCAAUACUCUCCCUCAGGGCAGCAACAGUGGAUGCAUUACAAGGUGGUUCUGCUGCUCGAUCAGUUGAGCACUGUUAGUCCUUCUUGA
Syzygium oleosum is the source of this 652-nucleotide messenger RNA. Its product is annotated as GLABRA2 expression modulator-like. NCBI's taxonomy places the organism in Eukaryota, Viridiplantae, Streptophyta, Magnoliopsida, Myrtales, Myrtaceae. The record is from RefSeq and is a predicted model, not a curated record. Bases 2 to 652 code for a protein of 216 amino acids. The transcript is spliced from 4 exons.